AUUCAUAUUUUAUACAUUCGCCUAGCAAGUAAUACCCCAACUGAAACGUAAGAGGUCAGCAAACUCCUGCUUGGGAAAAAUCUAUAAGUGAGCCAGCAAAAAAAAAAUUAAAAUAGACAGAGAAAAACUCCCCAAAAAGAAGUAGAAUUUUCUUUUUCCAAAAAUUUCAAUUUUCCCCCAGGAGGUAAAGAAGUUUUUGGAAAAAAGAAGAAAGUUGUGCAAUUUUAAGAGAAAAGUUUAAGAAGAAUUUAGAGAGAAAAAAAAAAAAAACAACAACUAAAACAACAUGUCACCCAAUCCCCACUCACCAUUGCCCCAGGCAACUAUGUCAUCUGGUGAUUUUGGCAAUCCCUUGCGUAAAUUCAAGCUGGUAUUCCUGGGGGAGCAGAGUGUUGGUAAGACCUCGCUAAUAACUCGUUUCAUGUACGACUCGUUCGACAACACCUAUCAGGCCACGAUUGGUAUUGAUUUUCUCUCGAAGACCAUGUAUCUGGAGGAUCGCACUGUGCGUCUUCAGUUGUGGGAUACUGCAGGUCAGGAACGUUUUCGCUCGCUGAUACCGUCGUACAUACGCGACUCUACAGUGGCUGUGGUGGUCUAUGACAUUACCAAUACCAAUUCAUUCUAUCAGACUUCCAAGUGGAUCGAUGAUGUGCGCACCGAAAGGGGUAGUGAUGUCAUAAUCAUGUUGGUUGGAAACAAAACAGAUUUGGCCGACAAGCGUUUGGUCUCCACCGAGGAGGGUGAACGCAAGGCCAAGGAAUUGAAUGUUAUGUUCAUUGAGACCAGUGCCAAGUCGGGUUAUAAUGUCAAGUUGCUGUUCCGCCGUGUGGCUGCCGCCUUGCCGGGCAUGGAUUCGGCUGCGGAUAAUAAGCCCUCGGAUGCCAUGCAGGAUAUACAGUUGGGCCAGCAGAAUGAGCAAAAGGACCCUGAGGGUGGAUGUGCCUGUUAAGCUUGUUGUGGAGCGAAAGUAAGAGCAAAAACAAAAGAAGAACAACAAAGGAAGCAUGGAAAAUCAACAACUUCGUAAAUCAAUUAAGUAAAAAAAAUUAAAUAUUUAUAAAUAUUAUUGUUUCUUUACACAUAUUUGCUGUGAUGAUGAAGAUAUUUUGGAAAAGGAGCUGAAGGAGCAUGAGGAGGAGAAGGAUACUGCAACGAAAAAAAUAGCAUGCCUUUAAUUGGAAAUGAAAUUUGUGGCAUAUCCUGUAAGGAGUUAUUUAUGAAAUUUGUUUUACACUGGCAGUAGUCUCCAAGCUCCGAUUCGGAGUUAAGAGAGUAAAAAACAAACACUGGGAAUAUUUAAGAACACUAGUUGUCAAAAAGAAAAAAUCAAGAA
This is a messenger RNA of Musca domestica (house fly), 1336 nucleotides long. Its product is annotated as ras-related protein Rab6. The coding region runs from base 287 to 952 and encodes 221 amino acids. The record is from RefSeq and is a predicted model, not a curated record. The transcript has a single exon. Gene Ontology annotation, molecular function: GTP binding; GTPase activity. NCBI's taxonomy places the organism in Eukaryota, Metazoa, Arthropoda, Insecta, Diptera, Muscidae.